Messenger RNA from Marasmius oreades (fairy-ring Marasmius), 462 nucleotides. RefSeq lists its product as uncharacterized. Lineage: Eukaryota; Fungi; Basidiomycota; Agaricomycetes; Agaricales; Marasmiaceae. The coding region runs from base 1 to 462 and encodes 153 amino acids. The transcript is spliced from 2 exons. The record is from RefSeq and is a predicted model, not a curated record.
AUGGCGGACCAAGCACGAGCAAGCAACGUUGCGGCCCGGUAUAAACCGUUGGCAUUUCCCGCUCCGUCUUGUAUUCUUCCAUAUUUCUUAUUCUUCCCUCGCCAUCGCUUCAUUCCUAUUUGUUUAUCGGAUACAAUUUUCAAUCAUAGCUCAUCGACGAUGGUCGUCGCAUCAAGUGCUUCAGAAAUAUUGCUGAAGCCAAAUCGCGUAACCUUUCUGGACGGUGACAAAUCUACUUAUCCAUUUCUCAAGGCGCCAUUGUUAACCACAAACUCAACAUCAAUCCAGAGGAUAGUGUAUUCUCGACUCGGACAAACCCGAUCGAGCCUCCGUGGGUCGCACACACGAACGUUGGCUUUACCGUCGUGCCUUCUUACUGUGUUUCGUGAACUUGGCCAUCAUUCCCAUGCAGCGGGAGUGGAAUUUCCAAAGGGGCAGCCUAAAGACUAUAUAGAAUCAUAG